CCCACCGCGUCUCCCGCAGCUUCUCCGUCCCCUGAACUGAGGUCACAGUUCCCCGCCCGUGGACACCUCACUCUCGCUCCGCCCGCCCUUCCGCCCACACCACGAGGGAACACUGCCAUUUGUUGACUCGUGAUUAGCCACCUUGAGUUGACCCGACUGCCUUCCGGUCAAGCUCUUCCUGCUGAGCAAAUUCCUGGCAAUGGUGACGAUCCUCAAUGCCGAUGCUCCUAACCCCAGGGGCUCCGUCUCGCCCUCUGAUGCCGUUAAUUAUACUUCAACGUUUAUGCAACAGCUCGUGAACGACUGGGUGAGUCAGGACGGGCGGCAAGUGGCGUACUCGGCCCUGGAGCAAAGUCCCUUCUACAUGAGAGACUUUCAGGAGUUUCACUCUUUGCUGAAGACGGUAGACCCGGCACGGAUGCAGGAGGUGAAGAGGAAGACAUUUUUCAUCAACCUGUUCAACCUGCUGAGUAUCGACGCCAUCCUCAGCCUGGACUCCCUCCCUCAAAAUAUCCUCAACGUGACGGAGUUCUGGCGAAGUUACAGCUACCAGGUGGGGCCUUACACGUUCCAUCUGGACGACAUCUUACAUGGCGUUCUUAGAGGAAACCGACCUCACUCAACCUCUGGCGAUGUGAUGUUUGCCUCAGACGAUCCUCGCCGGAUCCUCAAGCUUCCAGCCGAUCACCGCGUCCUCUCCGUUGUCACAUGCAGCGCUUUGAGCUGCCCGCCCCGCGCCUCGUAUUUCGCCUCCGACCUGGACCGAAAGCUGGACACUUCCAUGGCCAACCUGUGCCGGGAUGGUGUCAAGUCCACCAGCAAUUCAAUUAUCAUCAACUCCUUCUUCAAGUGGUUCAGGAGCGACUUCGGUGCCACGGAACAAGAUGUUCUCAGAUUCCUGGCGACCUGCUCCGAUGACCCGGUCAAGAGCAGUGCCCUGAGAGCCGCUGCAGAUGGGAGUCGCAACUACACCUACUCCUUCGAUUGGACUUUUGAUAAUUUAAGUCUUACAGAUAUUUUUCAAGCGCCAUUCCUUAUAAGAUGUAGAGACAACUGUCGCGGAAAUGGGGUCCUCAACAACAGCGACGUUAAGGACGACACCAACUGAACAAAUAUGGUUGUAGUAUAUACUCACCUUCCCUUCAUGUACAAAGUAGAUAUGUGUUGUAUUUGGUGCUGUGCUUUUUGUAGAGAUGUUUGUUCUAAAGCCCUUUUAGAUAGCAAAACCUUUUGGGUAUAAUGUGUUUAUAUUUCGAUUCAUGUGUCUUUUUUUAAUGUUUUUGGGCUUUGUUAAUUCAUGUUGACUUAUAUAUCUUCUUUAAGUGUUUUGUCCUUUGUUGAUUCAUGUAUGUCCCUAUCUCAUCCCUUGUUCGUUGUCUUGAUGUAUGCAUUAUAUUCAUUGCUUAAUAAAGAUUACACAAAUUA
Molecule: messenger RNA, 1425 nt
Organism: Penaeus indicus
Lineage: Eukaryota; Metazoa; Arthropoda; Malacostraca; Decapoda; Penaeidae
Exons: 8
Coding region: 200-1108 (302 amino acids)
Source: RefSeq, a predicted model, not a curated record